UUUUCAAAAUUUUGACCGAUUACAAUACUUUUCACCUUACACUAUGUGUGCGGAAAAGUAAAAUUUUCGAAUUGAGUUUUUACAUGCAGUUUUUUUCAUCUUACUUUCAAUGCUUCCUAGGCCAUACAAAUGUAGUCAAAUAUCUAGUUGAUCAUAAUGCAAAUGUGAAUGCCGAAUUCGAUGGCUAUAUAACACCAUUACACUACUCAGCUCAAAAUGGUCAUACAGAUGUUGUCAAAUACCUCGUCGAUAAUAGAGCCAAUGUGAAUGCGGAAACCGAUGAGAAAGAUACACCACUCCACCGGUCUGCUGAGAAUGGUCAUACAAAUAUAGUUAAAUAUCUAGUUGAACAUGGAGCUAAUGUGAAUGUGGUUGAUAGAAACAAUUACACACCACUUCAAUACGCGGUUCAGAAUGACCAUGUAGAUGUAAUCAAAUAUUUAGUUGAUCAUCGAGCAAAUGUGAAUGCCGAAUCACACUCACCACUCCACUUGGUUGCCCAGAAUGGUAGUUUAGAAGUAGUCAAAUAUCUUGUGGAACAUGGAGCCAACAUAAGUGCGUAUAGCAAUAUAGACGAGAACGGCAAUACAAAACUAACCCCAAUUCACGCAGCUAUUCUUUAUGGUCAUACAGAUGUUACCAAAUAUCUAGUCGAACAUAUAGCCAAUGUAAAUGUGGAAGACAUGGCAAGAGAUUCACCGUUGAUCUACGCUGUUAAGGAGGGUAAUUUGGAAGUAAUUAAAUAUCUAGUCGAACAUAGAGCAAAUGUGAAUGCAGAAGGCUUUGAAAAACAAACGCCUCUUCACUGGGCUACUGUAACAUCUGGUUCAAUAAAUAUGGUCAAAUAUCUCGUUGAACAUGGAGCCAAUGUAAGUGCGGAAAACUACAUAGGUGUUACUCCGCUUCAUUACGCUGCUCAGCAUGGUAAACUAGAUGUAGUCAAAUAUCUAGUUGAACAAUCUGGAGCCAACGUAAAUGCGGAAGGAAGUUUGAAAUCAAGACCGCUUCACUGGGCAGCUGAAUAUGGCCAUACAGACAUAGUCAAAUAUCUAGUUGAUCGAGGAGCAAAUAUAAAUGUGUUUGACCGUGUGUCAAGUACACCACUUCACUACGCUGCUCAGGAAGGUCUUUUUGAAGCAGUCAAGUAUCUAGUCGACCACGGAGCCAAUAUAAAUGAGUUUGACCAUGUGUUACGUUCACCAAUUCACAAUGCUAUCAUCAAAGGUGAUCUGAAUAUUGUCAAAUAUCUAGUUGAACAUGGAGCCAUUGUGAACACCGCAGACUUAUUUCACCAAACGCCAGAACAUUUAGCUCUAGAUAUGAGUGAUAUACAAUUAAGCAGACAGAUAGCCAAGAUACUGAGGAAAUCUCCCAGCUUUGUUUUUCCUUCAAAAAUUGCGUGCACAUCAUAUUCAACUAAUGAUAUUGAUAUACGAAUUGUAAAGGGCGAUGCGGUUAAUGUUACAGAGUUUCCUUGGAUGGCUGGAUUAUUCUACCCGAAUACUGACGACAGUGAGAACGAUAUUCGUUGUGGAGGUACAAUUAUAUCCAAGCGUUAUAUUAUGACUGCUGCUCAUUGUGUACAUGAAGAGAAUGAACCGUCUCAAGUUCGAGUUGGUAAACUAACUGUUGAUGAUGAUGAUGGAAUGGAAGGCGAUAUCUAUCUAAUAGAAGAUAUCAUGAAGCAUCCACAAUAUAAUCAACUAACAAAGAAAAAUGACAUUGCAUUGAUUCGAACUCGAGACGAAAUUCAAUUCAAUGAUAAUGUUAUAGCAGCAUGUUUGCACACGAUAGAGGAAGAUGUUGAUUCUGAACUGAUCGUUAUCGGUUGGGGGCUCACUUCCGAUAAUGGACCCAAAUCAAACAGGUUACUCAAGACGACUUUAAAAUCGAUACCAAUACUUGAAUGUAAUUCAACUAUUUUGGCAUGGAACAAAAAAUCAAAUGCAAACGAAUUUCGAAAUGGUGUCAGCGAAGGGCAAUAUUGUGCACAUGAUCCAAAAGGAAGAAGCGAUUCAUGCCAAGGAGAUAGUGGAGGUCCACUUCAAUAUUUCCCGUACAGUAAUUCAACGAUCGCGACCAUAGUUGGUGUUGUUUCAUUUGGUGCUUCAAAAUGUGGAUCCACAUUACCAAGUAUCUACACUCGUGUGGCUCAUUACAUUGAUUGGAUUGAAUACAUCGUUUGGCCCCUAACCUAUCCAGAGAUAGAUAAUACAAAGUACCACAAUGAUGUUCCAUAUGGGCUUGCAUACAAACAAAACUUCAACCAAAAUUUCAUAUCAUCGAUUUUAUUAUUCAAUCAGCAGAUUGUAUUUGAAAUGAAAUAUUUUUUGGUGUUUCUAUUUUUGUUUUGUGAACUGAGGGAUGCACGAUCCAAUACUGGUUUGGAUCAACAGCUAUUGAGUGCCGUAAGAAGAGGUAAUGUGGAUAAAGUUAAAAAUCUACUCGCACGUGGAGCCAAUGUAAAUGUUGAAGAUAACGAAAAGCAUACACAGGCACUUCAUCGUGCUGCUAUGGCGGAUCAUACCAAUGUAAUCAAAACUCUCAUCGAUGCGGGAGCAAACGUGAAUGCCACUACUGAAGAUGAAAAUACACCGCUUCAUUAUAGCGCUGAGUGGGGCAACAUUGAAGCGAUCAAAUACCUACUCGACCAUGGAGCCAACGUAAAUGCAGUGGGUGCAAACAAACAGACGCCUAUUUAUCGUGCUGCAAUGAACGGCCAAGCAGAGGCAACCAAAACAUUAAUCGAAUAUGGAGCCACUGUAAAUGUCGAAGACUACCAGCAGAGGUCAGCGCUUCACUACGCUGCUGAGAAAAAUCACCCAGAAGUAGCAAAAUGUUUAGUCGAACAUGGUGCCAAUAUAGAAGCUAUCGACUCUCUCAAAAAUACACCAAUUCACUUGGCUUCUCGUAAUGGUAAUAUAGCAGCAGUCAAAUAUCUAGUUGAACAUGGAGCAAAUGUGAAUGCUACAAACGAAUAUCAAAAAGACACACCACUCCACUUAGCUAGUUUUUAUGAUCAGAUCGAUGUAGCCAAAUAUCUAGUCGAACAAAGAGUAAAUGUGAAUGUGGAAAACGACGACAAAUUUAUACCCAUUCAGCAUGCUGCUCGCAAUGGUAAUUUGGAGUUGGUAAAAUAUCUAGUCGAACAUGGAGCAAAUAUAAAUUAUGUAGAUAGAUACGAAGACACGCUUCUUCACAACGCGGCCAAUGGCGAGAAUGCUCAAGCAGAUGUAGUCAAAUACCUAGUUGAACAUGGGCUUAAUGUAAAUGCGGAAAACGAUAUCCAACGUACACCGUUAAUGCAAGCGUGUGAGAAGGGUAAUUUAGAAAUAGUUAAAUAUCUAGUCGACCACGGAGCCAGUGUGAAUGCACAAGACCAUUUGGAAAGUACUCCAGUUCACUUCGCUUCUCGAAAUGGUUAUGUUGAUAUAGUCAAAUAUUUGGUCGAACAUGGAGCCGAUAUAAAUGUCAACGACAGAUUUAAUUAUACACCAUUUCAUGACGCGGUGAAGAAUGGUAGAUUAGAAGUAGUCAAAUACCUAGUCGAAUGUGGAGUAAAUGUGAAUGACAGAAAUUCGCAAGGAGACACACCACUUCACUUCGCCGCAUUGAAUGAUCAUACAGAUGUACUCAAAUAUUUAGUGGAUCAUAGAGCAAAUGUGAAUGCAGAAGACCAGUUUAAAGAUUUACCAAUUCACUAUGCGGUUACAUGGAGUGGUUUAGAAGCAGUCAAAUAUCUAGUGGAACAUGGAGCCAAAAUAAAUGCGUAUGGCAAUGACAAUCUUACGCCGUUGUUAAACGCAGUUCGAAUAGUUGGGAAAAAUAAUUUAGAAGUAGUAAAAUAUCUAGUCGAACACAGAGCAAAUGUGAAUGCCGAAAGUAAAGACAAAAAUACGGCACUGCACUAUGCUUCGCAAUAUGGUCAAGCAGAUUUAGUCAAAUACCUGGUUGAUCAUAGAGCUGAUAUGAAUGUUAAAAACGCUUAUUAUAGUGAACCAUUGCACUUGGCUGCCGAACGAGGCGAUUUAGAAACAGUCAAAUAUCUAGUUGAACACGGAGCCAAUGUAAAUGCGUCUGACAAUGUCCGGCGUACACCACUCAUAAAUGCGAUUCAGAAAGAACAUGUGGAGACAGUAAAAUAUCUAGUUGAUCAUAAAACCGAUGUGAAUGCUGUAGAUGUUGAUCAAUAUACAGCACUUCACUGGGCGACAGAUUAUGGAGGUAAUUUGGAGAUAGCCAAAUAUCUAGUUGAACAUGGAGCCGAUGUAAAUUUAAAAACCAAGAACAAUAAAAUACCACAUCAGUAUGCUGUACAAAGAGGUUAUAGAGAUAUAGCUAAAUUGCUGAGGAAUAAUCCCAACUAUGUUGGCGUCUCGCAAAUAGCUUGUACAAACUAUUCUAUAAAUAAUAUAGAAAUUACAGACGACGAGAAUGUAAAUGAUGCUGAUAAUGAGUUCAUUUGGGUGGUUGAAUUAUUCUAUCCAAGUGUAAAUCGUAAUGAAAACGAGAAUCGCUGUAGUGGCACAAUCAUAUCGGAGCGUUAUGUUUUGACUGCAGCGCAAUGUGUAGAUGAAUCCAAUGAACCGUCUCAAGUUCGAGUUGGUAAACCACCUCUUACUGAUGAUGAUUUUGCAGAAUUAUACCUAAUAAAGACUAUUUCGAGACAUCGAGAUUAUAACAAAGAAAUGAAGAAAAAUGACAUUGCAUUGAUUCGAAUUCAGAAUAAAUUUCGGAAUUUCAAUGGGGAUAUUAGGGCAGCAUGCUUGCACACGAAAGAAGAGGUUGUUGAUUCUGAAUUGAUCGUUAUCGGGUGGAGUGCCACCAUCACUAAUGGGUCUUAUUCGAGUAAGUUACUCAAAACGAACUUAACAUCGGUACCAUUGCUCGAAUGUAAUUCAACUAUUUUGGAAUGGAAUAAGCAACUAAAUUAUGAUGAGUUUCAAAAUGGCAUCAGCGAAGGGCAAUAUUGUGCAAACGAUCCAAAAGGAAGAGGAGAUUCUUGCCAUGGCGGUGCUCUUCAGAGUGGAGGUCCUCUCCAGUAUUUCCCAUACAGUAAUUCAAGCAGAGCGACCAUAGUUGGCAUUGUUUCACUUGGUGUAAAUUGCGGAACCUCGUUACCAAGUGUCUAUACACGUGUGGCUUAUUACAUUGAUUGGAUUGAGUCCAUCGUUUGGCCACUAAAAUAAAAUUUUAAAUAUAAUAAAGUGCCGUUAAAUACAAUUGCAUCUUAUUCUUAAAAA
Messenger RNA from Contarinia nasturtii (swede midge), 5243 nucleotides. RefSeq lists its product as uncharacterized. Gene Ontology annotation, cellular component: cytoplasm; nucleus. The record is from RefSeq and is a predicted model, not a curated record. The transcript has 56 exons. Gene Ontology annotation, molecular function: serine-type endopeptidase activity; protein binding. NCBI's taxonomy places the organism in Eukaryota, Metazoa, Arthropoda, Insecta, Diptera, Cecidomyiidae. The coding region runs from base 84 to 5189 and encodes 1701 amino acids. Gene Ontology annotation, biological process: proteolysis.